This is a messenger RNA of Tarenaya hassleriana, 1403 nucleotides long. RefSeq lists its product as uncharacterized. The record is from RefSeq and is a predicted model, not a curated record. NCBI's taxonomy places the organism in Eukaryota, Viridiplantae, Streptophyta, Magnoliopsida, Brassicales, Cleomaceae. The coding region runs from base 113 to 820 and encodes 235 amino acids. The transcript has 2 exons.
UUUUUUUUUCCUUUUCUUUUUUCUUAUGUGAGAAUAAAUACGCAAAACUUUGAACUGCUCGAAGCUCACAAAACUUUGAAAGAAGAACAAGACCAAACACAGAGAUCCUUUAAUGGAGUCUCCUCCUCCUCCGCCUCCGGAGAGAUCCAAUCGCCUCCACAACUUCACCUUGCCCCAUCUCCGCUGGGGACAACAGAGAUUCCUCCGCUGCGCCAAGCCUCCUCACCACCAGCUCCUGCAUCGAUCUCCUCCUCCCUUUCCUUCAUCUUCUUCUUCUCCGUCUCCAGAUCGCGCCCUUCAGAUAUCGGCUGCUUCCGCCUCCAUAUCCGGUGUCGCGACCUCGGCUUCCGCUCCGAGAUUCGGUUCCGCUGUCGGAAACGGAAAGCCGGGGCUCGAUCUAAGAUACAACGCGAAAUCGAAGGUUUCGAUUCUCGCGGUCGGCACCGGAGACGACGGCGUCGCGGCUGCUCGACCGUGGAAUCUGAGGACGAGGAGGGCGGCGUGCUAUGAACCGAGGGAUGAAGCGGCGAGGAUCGGUGGUUCUCCGGCGAGACAUGAGAGUGGCGUGAAGAGAGGAAGCGACGGUGACGGCGAUGGCUACUGCAGGGAGAAGAAUGAGAAAUUGAAGUUCUCGGUCCCCUUGCUGCGAGAGGAAAUCGAGGAGGAUUUCGCCGCCAUGAUCGGAAAACGACCUCCGAGGAGACCCAAGAAGAGACAUCGGAUCGUUCAGAAGCAAUUGAAUUCGCUUUUUCCCGGAUUAUGGCUGACAGAAGAAGUAACAGCAGACUCAUACAAUGUUGUUGAGAUUCUGGAAACAUGAAAGGUGAGUUCUUGGGAGACGUCUUCAAUUGGGUCAAGCUUCUGUCCGCAAUGUAUUCAUGUUCUUCUUCUUCUUCGACAUCCUAGUUUUAUAUGCAGUUGCCAUUGUAAAAAGAAAAGAAAAUGCAGCAGCUUUUGCUUCCCGGCUAGUGUAGAAACCAUUUGUGGUUUCUAUAUACUUGUUUGUUGUUGUAAAGGAGCGGCGGCAACUUGGAUUGGAUCAGUUCAUUCCUACUUUUAGGUAAUCAUCUCACCAUCAUCAUCAUCAUCAUCGACAUCAUCAUCAUCAAACUAACUGUCAACGCCCGGAAAUGGAUCAUCUCCAGCUGUUUGUUUGAAUAAUGCAGUAGCUCUUGUGUUUCUAUGGAUCGUUCUUACAUUCUGAGGGCCUUCUCUGCUGUUGUUGCCUAUUGUCGGAAAGAAAAACUAUAUAUAUCAGUAAUAAGCUAUUAGCUGUAGGAUAAAAAAGACAUGACCUUGAUUUCGUAGAAGCUUCUUGUUCAGGAGGAUGCAUGUAUUGCUUCAUGUUUGUGCAAAGUUCACCGGUUGUUUUAUGGAAGACAAUAUCCAAACCAGUUCAUUCA